Messenger RNA from Striga asiatica, 1243 nucleotides. The record is from the annotation of a GenBank genome assembly. NCBI's taxonomy places the organism in Eukaryota, Viridiplantae, Streptophyta, Magnoliopsida, Lamiales, Orobanchaceae.
AUUUUCUGUUUCUUUUUUCCUUUUUUCUUAUAAACGAACCAAUACUCGGGCCCGGCCCAUUAAGAAUUCUUUCGCGAUCGUCUAACAACGAAGCACAAAACCCCCACUGGUAUUCAUUUUCAUAUUUCGACAAUCGCAAUUCCGGCAGCGAUGAAGACGACUGUACUCAGUCGAAUGAUUUCCCGCCCUACUUUCCACUCGCAAAUCUUCAAUCACGCACAUCGCACGAUUUCUCAAGCUAAUGGUGCCCUCGGCUCGGAUUUUCCGGCGUCCAUGGCUCACGUGAGGUGCGCCUCCACGAAAUCCGGCGGAAAAGAGAAGAAACAAUCAGCACGGCUUGCCGAGGUUCAGAAGCUCUUGUAUCAGGCCGAAGAGCGCUAUAAAGCUGACGGGAGUGGUGUCGAGCCCGUCCCAAAAUUAACGCUCGAGCAUGUUACCAUAGGCUAUGCAAGAAGUGGUGGUUCUGGGGGCCAGAAUGCUAACAACAUAGUUAACUCCAAGAUUGAAAUGCGGUUUAAUGUUAAAAAUGCACUAUGGUUAAAUGAAAAAGUGAGGGAGAGGAUUAUGCAAAUGGAGAAAAACCGGAUCAACAAAGAUGGAGAGAUAGUGAUUACUUCAUCAAAGACUAGAACUCAACAAGGUAACUUCGAAGAUGCUUUGGCGAAGUUACAAGUUUUCACUUACCAAAAAAAGAAAUUACAGGAGAUUAUUGAUGCUGCUUCAUACGUCCCUGUUCCUCCUUCAAACGAUACUAUGAAAAAGAUUGAGUUGUUGUCUGCUCUUGCGGAGCAAAAGCGAAUGGAGAAGCAUAAAGCCCAAUCACACAAGAAGGCACUACAAAGCAGCUGAUGAGGUCCAGACUAAACCGUGGGCCGGAAAACCAAGCUCUGAUACGCAUGCCCACGAUUCAUAAUCAGUGGUUUUGAGUCUUGACGACAAACUAAUCAUUUUCACUCUUUCGUUGUUGUUUGCUACAAGGGGAUUGCCUGUGAUUGAAAAGGAGGAGUAUUUUUCCCAUCUGUUUCCUAACAUUGGCCCAAUGCAGACCAACAUUGUUCUUGUUUGUUUCAUUUGGCAGGAAACUCUAAUUUGUGUUUGGUGUUGCCCUAGCUAGAUUUUCCCUUUCAGUUUUGUAUUUAAUAUUGCGUUUCAUUCUAUGUUGACCCCAUAUUUGUGCACAUUUUAUGCAUCCAAACAUAAUGAAACACGAGAUGAAAUAUAAAAAUAAAACACGAUAUUGAAU